This is a messenger RNA of Pisolithus orientalis, 735 nucleotides long. RefSeq lists its product as uncharacterized. The record is from RefSeq and is a predicted model, not a curated record. Gene Ontology annotation, molecular function: oxidoreductase activity. NCBI's taxonomy places the organism in Eukaryota, Fungi, Basidiomycota, Agaricomycetes, Boletales, Pisolithaceae. The annotation marks the transcript as partial. The transcript is spliced from 2 exons.
GGAGUUAAUCUGGUUGACCUCAUCGCUGUACGCCAUUGGAGGUUUCGACGAGGCCAAGGGAUUCACUGGCGAAUUUUUCCUGUAAGAAUUAAUCUCCACUAUAUCUUUCCGCUAGCUGACCUGUGGUCAGGAUGCAUAUGGUUACUUCAAGUCUGUUCUUGCCCUCUCUGAUCGGACCCUUGACACCGAGCUCCCAGGCGCUGCUCCUGCGUGCGUACCUAGUGACGGUGUUGACAUGGUGGGUAGCGCGUGGUAGCCCAGCCCUGAAAAUCGAAUCCUUCAUGGCAUCCACAACCACUCACUUUACGGCUCCACCGUCCGAGGGAAACGAUGACUCUGACUUCCAAAAGGAGCAUUCCAAUCCCUUCUUGCCUAUCAUUCAAUCAUCCAUCAUCCACCCCAACGACCACUUACCCAACAUCCAACGUUCUUUCGCGCACUUCAGCACCCUCUAUGGCAACAGGCCAGCAGGCUACCACAAAGGUACGGAACUCGAAGGUGCGGAACUCCUUGAUGGUUCGUUGUUCGUUCGGGCAGCCUUACUGACAGCGAAUUACAUGGGGGAGGCAAACACUUGGAGUGUUAGUGGCUUUAAAUCGACGUGUAUUGUUGGUAUUUCCGUGUGAGACAAUCUUAAUGCAGUAUGCUGCUAGAUUUCCCGUCUCAGUGAAGGACAUCCGCGGAUGAUUCGAUGUAAUUCUUGAGAAAGUGGGUCCGCUCUGACUCAAAAGUGUG